UGUCAAGGAAUGGGAACAUCCUUAUCUAUCUAGAGCUUGCAGUUGCAUCCACUGUGUGAUCUUCAAGUCUUCUAGCUACAAUGGAUGCUCAUUUUGGGUUGUGGUUUCAUUAUAAGUUGGCUGCUCAAUUAUCUUACUGUAACUAUUGUAACCCUAAAAUUAUAAAUGAAUUUAUUUAUGGCUUAACCAACAGUUAUUUUUUGUAAUUUCUACAUUUGGGGUUGGGCUGUGGCAAAAUUUAUAUUGUCAGCUGACCUUGGUACCUUUAGUUGGUUUCAAUCAAAUAAUCAACAAAUGCAGUCUGGAAUAAAUAUUAUUAGCAGGAUAUGCAUGGGCAUAAUAAUUCAGCUUCAGAAGAUGACAAGCUUGAAAAAAACUUGCUUAUGCAUGGGCACAAACUUUAAAUUAUGGUUGUCAUUUUAUAAUACGAUUAAAUUAAUCAAUACAAAUAUAAUAAUUUACAUAAGUAAUUUUAUUUAUAUGAUUUAUUUACCUAAAAACAUUCUCAUAAUGUAAACACUAAAACGCUAGAGUUUCCACAUCAUAGCUUGAUAGAUUUACAUAGCCAUCAAUCAAAUCGAAUUUUGUAUUUCUUAUUUAUUUUUUCAUUAAAAAGAAAAAAAAUAAAUAAAAGCUACAAUUUAGGCAUUAACCCACACACAUUCUGGGGACACAACACACAGAUCCCACUCAGUGAAAACCAUUUAACUAACUCUGUCGUCCACUUCCCUUAUGAACAUGAGACAUUGAAGUUACUUUAUUGCUUGGAGCAUUUUUUCCAUAACAGGUUCCAUGAUUUCAAGUUUUCAUUUCCUUAUAUUUCAAGAUUUGCUUAUAAUGUUGUUGUUCUAGUACAGGAGUACUCAAGUCUCCACAGUAUCAGGAAAGGAGCAUCAUAUAUUAUAUAUAUCCAUAUAAAGAAAAUAUGAUCAUUCCUUAGCACCAAGAUAGAAAUUCUUUUAUCAUAUAAUCCUAAUAUGAUUUGCUUUCAAGGAUCAGUGAAUUGAUUCUAAUUCAUUACAGAAGAUUCUCGACUUUCCCUCUUCCCUUCAUGAAAAUUUCUUUCAAUGCAUUUUUGCUUGAUCUACAAGAAUAAUUAUUACUGUAAAAAUAUAUCAUUCCUUUGCAUUCUACUCUCCAUCAUUUCUCUUCUGCUUUAUCAUUUUCUUCCUUUUUUUUUUUUUUUUUUCUCACCUGGUGUUUGUCUUCUCAGUUCUCAGUUCUCAUCAUUAGCUAUGAAGAAAUUGCUUCAAUGGUGUUCUUGUUUUUACUUAGCUCUAUGGAUAGGCAUCACUCAGUUAGGACUAAUGGCUAAUGGAAAACUCCAUGCAAGUGGUAAAUGGUAUAGUAAUAAUAAGAAAUUUCCUUAUGUAUCAGUCCUUGUUGAUCAAUCAGGCCAUGGCAAUUUUUCCACUGUACAAUCUGCUAUUGAUUCUGUUCCAUCAAACAACAAGAAUUGGAUUUGUAUCUAUAUCAAGGCUGGCAUAUAUAGGGAGAAAGUGAAGAUCCCAUAUGAUAGACCAUAUAUCAUACUUAAAGGAGAAGCCAAAAGAAGAACUCAGAUUAUCUGGGAUGACCAUGACUCAACAGCACAAAGCCCUACUUUCAUGUCUUUAGCAGAUAAUAUCAUAGUUAAAAGCAUUAGGUUUGUGAAUUCAUACAACUUUCUUAACAGCAACAACCCUAGAGUACCGGCAGUUGCUGCUAUGAUUGCCGGCGAUAAGUCUGCAUUUUAUCGGUGUGGGUUUGCCGGGGUGCAAGACACUCUGUGGGAUGAUCAAGGCAGACAUUACUUCAAAAAAUGCACCAUCCAGGGUGCUGUUGAUUUUAUCUUUGGUAGUGGCCAAUCUAUUUAUGAGGGUUGUGCCAUACAAGUAAUUGGAGAUGGGUUUAUUACUGCACAGGGGAGAACCAAUCCAAGUGAUGCAAAUGGUUUCGUGUUCAAGAGAUGCAAUGUGUUUGGUAGAGGUUCAGCCUACUUAGGCAGACCUUGGAGAGGUUAUUCAAGGGUUCUAUUCUAUCAAUCAAACUUUACUAAUGUGAUACAUCCUGAGGGAUGGAAUGCUUGGGAUUUUGUUCACCAUGAGAACCAGAUAACAUUUGCAGAGUAUGGUAACUUCGGACCAGGAGCCGACACUAAAAACAGGGUGAGCUGGGCGAAGAAGCUGAGCCAUCAAACGUUAUGUAAAUUAGUUAGCAUGUCUUUCAUUGAUACUGAAAAUUGGAUUCAAGAUCAACCUCUAUAGCUCCUUUCUUUCUUUUUAUGGUUUUGUGUUGGAACUUGCCCCGAUAGUAACAAAUAAACUUUGUUAUUAUUCUCCAAAAAGUUUUAAAAUUU
Messenger RNA from Ricinus communis (castor bean), 2338 nucleotides. Its product is annotated as probable pectinesterase 29. The coding region runs from base 1068 to 2246 and encodes 392 amino acids. Gene Ontology annotation, biological process: cell wall modification. Gene Ontology annotation, molecular function: pectinesterase activity. The transcript has 5 exons. Lineage: Eukaryota; Viridiplantae; Streptophyta; Magnoliopsida; Malpighiales; Euphorbiaceae. The record is from RefSeq and is a predicted model, not a curated record.